AUGCAAAAUCAUCGUCGUUCGACAAUCAUUAAUCCAUCUCGAUACAUUCAUGAAUGGCAUUGGCAUGCAUUUUCUGCAUUGGUUUUAGUUGGAUGUCUUCUCGCUUUUGUUGCUGGUUAUGUUAAUACUAUUUGUAUUGUCAGUGCAUUUCGACUUCCUCUUACAGCUCUUACAGGCAGUACAGCUAAAAUGGCUAUUGUUUUAGCACAAGGUCAUUUUGAUGUAGCUUUCCAUUUCAUUCUAUUAAUUUUUUCCUUUGCUAUGGGAAGUUUCAUUUCGGCAGCUUUGAUAGGUGGUUCGUCAUUUCGAAUUCAACGUCAUUAUGGAUUGGUAUUAAUUUUGGAAUCAAUCGCUCUCGGUAUUGGCAGCCUAUUUCAAGAUGUUCAUGUGAGUUUACAUGCUGAAUGGGAAGCGUUAACACCAAGUGCAUAUUUAAUAUGUCUUGGAUUUGGUUUACAAAAUGGCAUGUGUACUACAUUUUCAGGUGCUGUUAUUCGUACAACACAUGUAACAGGUACACUUACCGAUAUAGGUCUUAUUAUUGGACAAGCCAUUUUUCAUAAACGAACUCGUAAACAUCUUUGGAAAUUGAAAAUUUUAGUACCUUUAUAUUUAUCUUUCUGUUGUGGUGCUGUUGUUGGUUGGUUUGCUUUUGAAUUAUUGCAUAACAAAGCAAUUCUUAUACCGUGCACAAUUGUCGGCUGCUUAGGACUUGGACAUACCGCCUAUUCUAGAAAUGAAGAAAUAUUUAAAUCAACAAGAUUAUCUAUUGUAAUACCUGAAACUAUUCCAGAAUUAAGUAUUGCAUCUGAUAAACAUUCAAGUGAUAUGGAUCCAAAUGACAGCGAAGUUGAACACACUGCAAUAGAACAUUGUUUGAGCACUCAAAAUUCAACGACACCAUUGCUUGUAGCUGUUUAUCAUCCUGAAGUUAUUCAAGAACAAUAA
Molecule: messenger RNA, 948 nt
Organism: Adineta steineri
Lineage: Eukaryota; Metazoa; Rotifera; Eurotatoria; Adinetida; Adinetidae
Source: the annotation of a GenBank genome assembly